This is a messenger RNA of Plasmopara halstedii, 1250 nucleotides long. RefSeq lists its product as uncharacterized. The record is from RefSeq and is a predicted model, not a curated record. The coding region runs from base 523 to 744 and encodes 73 amino acids. The transcript has a single exon. NCBI's taxonomy places the organism in Eukaryota, Oomycota, Peronosporomycetes, Peronosporales, Peronosporaceae.
UGCGGUACAAAAUUUGCUUAAUCAAAACGUUGUUACUGUUGCUACUAAGCGUGGACCAUACCACGCUGGCAGCAACUCAUCACCCAUCGGUGACGCUCAACCUUGAUGACGGCUCACCAUUAUCAAGGCUCUGAGGUUAACGGCAUUCUGGGUAUGAUGACCACAAUCCUGGUGUUUGGUUUACGGUCCUUAGUAGUAAACACUGCUUGUCUAGAUGGUGACUGCUCCUAAAUCUACAAAAUCUCACUUUCCAAUUCGUGCUCCUCUGCUCAGUUUUGCUUCAAGUUCCUCUUCAUUCGUUAAAGUUACUCAUCUCCACAUCCAUUAUUAGCACGUUUUUCAGCGCAAACAAAACCCGUUUUCCAUUAAUAAUUGAAAUAAAACUUUCCUUCAGAUUUGUUUUGAAAUACUUUUUUUCCACAUGAUAAACAUCAGAGAGUCAUAUUGAUUUCUCAGGACCUACCGCUGUGAUGUUGCAGCUGUGAUCUUAACGCCCCGCUUUUUGGCUUUCCUGAUAUUUUUAUGUCGCUCGCAGAUGUCAUGAACUCACUUGUGGAGCCUGCUGGUUCCUCAAGGCAGACCAAAACCACUUAUUUUUUACUACUUACAAUGCUUUAUAUGUUACUAUGUCCUGAAUUGUCAGCCAAAUAUCAACCUUUUCACGGGGCACUUAGAUUGAAAUAUGGCAACAAAAUGGUACUUUUCCUGCAUGUUUUCUUUCACGACAUUGUUCGCCAUGGCUGAGAAAAAUGUGCUGAUUCUUCAGCUUGCCAAGCAAAAAAUCUGUACGAUACACAUUAAAAUAUGAAUAACAGUGUCAAUCAUCCACAUCAUUAACGAAAUGUUGCAAAAUCAAUUUUCUUCUCCACAACGGUCAUCAAAUAUAAGUAAUGGUGCAUUUAAUUGUGGUGUGGACACUUCAGUUUCAUGCCUUGAGCUGAAGGUUUUUGUUUGCAAAGAUCCAGUUCACGUGGUGUUGCGUACUUCAAAAUCGUUUUUCAAACUACUUUCGAUAUGUUGCUGCGCUAAAUGUUGGCACAGAAUAUCAACUCAAAUUUCCUCGCCCCAGGUGGAAUUUACAAAUCUAACUUGUCGAAAUUCUCGCUCCACUUGAAAUGCUACCCAGUGCUUUUUUCCAUCAUACUACGCUAUCCCAGUCAUCGCUGUCCAUUCUGGUUCUUCAUAAUACCCUGCAUAUUGGGCUCCGCAGGAUAAAUCAUCGCCAUGCCCGCCGGUGCUUUUUAAUAACG